AUGGCGAUGGCGAUGCGGCUAUUGGCGGCCAUGGCCGUCAUGCUGUGCAUGAAGGAGAUGAGGGCAGAUGAGAAGAGGAGUGAGGAUCAGCUCUCAGACUCCACCCAUACCUCACCUCCUUCCUCCACCAUCGCUUCCUUAAGCACCUUCCUGACCUCUCGUCGGAUGUUCCAGGACAGCGCUCUGCUGUGGGCGGCGGCUGAUGGACAGUGUGAGGAGAGCGAGGCCGGGGCAGAGGAGCAGCAUGACGACGAUCAGAAUAUGAUGAAGGACGUGUGGUGGGAUCUAACACUGGUUGAGAGCUCCUUCUCGUCAUGCCGGCAGCAGGCAUGGAUCAACGACACGCAGCGCUUCAAAGUCGGAAGGCACGAGGAAUUCUCCGUCUCGAGGCUGUCGUGCAGAGGGAGCGAUCAGUUUGAACCGCCGGAGGACUCCAUGAGAUUGAUCGUCCUGGUCGACUACGAGCUCGGCACAGUAGACUCGUGGCGCCAUGCUGACCUGCUCGCAGCAUGGCUAGUGGAGCCAAGGGUCGUGUGUCCGUCUUGCUACGAGUAUGUCAAGAACAACCGGCACAAGUUCGACCUGAUCUUAAGUCACGAGGACGAUUUUGUCGUGCAAUCAGGAGAGAAGGGGAUGUUUGUGAACGCGGCCGUGCCCUCCAUCGACCCAUCGCUGUUCCUCCCCGACAGUUUCUUCCGAGACCCCUCGGACGCGUCUGAGUUGAUGGGGACGAAGAGCAGGCUGGUUUCAGCCAUCGUCAGCUCCAAGAGGUCUACGACAGGACAGCGACUCCGACACGACGUCCUGGCGUCGCUAGGAGGGAAGCUAGGUGAUAUCUACGGCGCCGGGCACAGGCCCCUCCCGGAGAAGCACUCUGCGAUUGGUCCCUACCUGUUCCACUUGGUGAUCGAGAACAACAGGAGGGAGUGCUACUUCACUGAGAAGCUUCUCGACUGCCUCGUCCUCGGGACCGUCCCGCUCUACUGGGGGUGCGAGAGGAUCGGGGACGUCUUCGACGAGUCGGGUCUGCUCUCCUUCCAGACGGUGGAGGAGCUCGCCCAGCUGCUGGACAACCUGAGCCCUGAGCUGUACGCCGAGCUGUAUCCUUCCGUCCGGCGGAACUUCCUGCUGGCCACCAGGGCAUACACGGGAAUGAGCCCGAUGCAUCAGCUAUGGCGGUCCAAGGGGAGGAGGAUGUCGAUGGAUCUUCCCCGUGUGUCCGUCGUCAGCCCAGCCAACGACUCCUCCUCCCCGGUCCGCGGAGCCCUCGAGCUGGACUUCGCCGUCAAGGGCUCUUCCAUCCUCAGGCUCGGUGCGGCUGAGGAGAUGUGA
This is a messenger RNA of Guillardia theta CCMP2712, 1332 nucleotides long. RefSeq lists its product as hypothetical. Lineage: Eukaryota; Cryptophyceae; Pyrenomonadales; Geminigeraceae. The record is from RefSeq and is a predicted model, not a curated record. Gene Ontology annotation, cellular component: membrane. The transcript has a single exon. The coding region runs from base 1 to 1332 and encodes 443 amino acids. Gene Ontology annotation, molecular function: fucosyltransferase activity.